Symbiodinium pilosum is the source of this 900-nucleotide messenger RNA. NCBI's taxonomy places the organism in Eukaryota, Dinophyceae, Suessiales, Symbiodiniaceae. The record is from the annotation of a GenBank genome assembly.
AUGGCCAUUGUCAUCGUUCCUCUAUCCCUGAAAACCAGUGCAAAGGAUCUUCAGAGUAAGGCUUCAUAUGCAGUCUACUCCAUGCUGGGGAUCGGAGUCGUUGAGAUGAUCUGUGCUUCCAUCCAUGGCAUUGCGACUCUGACCUCCGAUCAUCCGAAUGCUUAUGUCAUGGUGGGCAAGCAGAUCCCGCAAGGCUUGUUCGACAUGGGUAUGGCUUUCGGGGGCGUUGCUAUUCUGCCCUAUGUCCUGGCGGACAUGCUCAACCCUCGCAACGCCAAGAAGGUAGUUCUCAAAGCCACAACAAGGAUCAUGAUUUUCUACCUCCUGGUCGCAAUGAUCGGAUAUUUUGGCUGGGCAGAUAGCAUUGAGAAACACACGCCUUUGCAGCACAUGAUGAUGAUGGGCUUCUGGUAUCAAAAUGCUGCUCGAAUCAUCAGCGCUCUCUUUGUCGUGAAGACCUGUACAACUUUUCCAUUGACUUUCUGGCCUCUGUACCGGGAGUUUGAGGCACUUAUCUCGCUGGAUGAAUCCCCAGGCUUGCAGCUGCAAUUGGCCUGGGCUGUACGCAGACAGCAAGUGUGGAAGAUUGCCACCAAAGUGCUUCUUGUCACCGCCUGCCUUUCGCAUCUGCUUCUGUCCAUGAGAAUCAAGCGCAGACUCAUGGCGCUCUUCAUGGGCCUUCCGCUGAAUGUUGGCCAGUUUGUGUUCCCUGCGUGUGUUGGAUGCUUGGCGAUCCGGCUCCACAGGAAGAUACUACAUGUGAAAAGUGAAACUGCUGAUCCCGGCCACACGAGCGAAGCAAAGUACCUCUGUAACAGCCUGGAAUUCCACUCCAUUGCUGUCCACAUAGCAGCGGCCCUCAUCAUUGUGCUCGGCAUUGCCUGGUUCGGGAUGACUGCC